GCUCAGUCAGUCUCAGGCUGUCCGGCCAGGGUGGUUGGUGGGGAGCAUUCAGGCUCCGUCCUGAGAAGGCUGUGGCCUGAGGUUCAGGGCCCCCCAGCCCCUCCCUCAGAUCCCGCCAGCUUCACCCCCCAGCCCCGAGCUGGACCGCACACCUUGGGACACGGUUUUCCACUUCCUAAGGACGAGCCCCAGACUGGAGGAGCGGUCCGAGGAGGUGGGUGUUGGACUCUUCGCAAGGACCCCGGCGGCGGUCCCCGGGGAGGUGGCCGAGGCGGCGGCGGCCGCGGGCGACAUGGCCGAGGAGCAGGACCUAUCCGAGGUGGAGCUGAGCCCCGUGGGCUCCGAGGAGCCCCGCUGCCUGUCCCCGGGGAGCGCGCCCUCGCUGGGGCCGGACGGCGGCGGCGGAUCGGGCCUGCGAGCCAGCCCAGGGCCGGGCGAGCUUGGCAAGGUCAAGAAGGAGCAGCAGGACGGCGAGGCGGACGAUGACAAGUUCCCCGUGUGCAUCCGCGAGGCGGUCAGCCAGGUGCUGAGUGGCUACGACUGGACGCUGGUGCCCAUGCCCGUGCGCGUCAACGGCGCCAGCAAGAGCAAACCGCACGUCAAACGGCCCAUGAAUGCCUUCAUGGUGUGGGCGCAGGCGGCGCGCAGGAAGCUGGCAGACCAGUACCCGCACCUGCACAACGCCGAGCUCAGCAAGACGCUGGGCAAGCUCUGGAGGCUGCUGAAUGAGAGUGACAAGCGCCCCUUCAUUGAGGAGGCCGAGCGGCUCCGGAUGCAGCACAAGAAGGACCAUCCUGACUACAAGUACCAGCCACGAAGGCGGAAGAACGGGAAGGCGGCCCAGGGGGAGUCGGAGUGCCCGGGUGGGGAGGCUGAGCCAGGUGGGGCUGCUGCCAUCCAGGCCCACUACAAGAGCGCUCACCUGGACCACCGGCACCCAGGAGAGGGCUCCCCGAUGUCCGACGGGAACCCCGAGCACCCCUCAGGCCAGAGCCAUGGCCCACCCACCCCUCCGACCACCCCAAAGACAGAGCUGCAGUCGGGCAAGGCAGACCCCAAGCGGGAUGGGCGCUCCAUGGGGGAGGGUGGGAAACCACACAUCGACUUCGGCAACGUGGACAUCGGUGAGAUCAGCCAUGAGGUAAUGUCCAACAUGGAGACCUUUGAUGUGGCUGAGUUGGACCAGUACCUGCCGCCCAAUGGGCACCCAGGCCACGUGGGCAGCUACUCAGCAGCUGGCUAUGGGCUGGGCAGCGCCCUGGCUGUGGCCAGUGGACACUCGGCUUGGAUCUCCAAGCCCCCAAGUGUGGCUCUGCCCACAGUCUCGCCACCUGGCGUGGAUGCCAAAGCCCAGGUGAAGACAGAGACCGCGGGGCCCCAGGGGCCUCCGCACUAUACCGACCAGCCAUCCACCUCACAGAUCGCCUACACUUCCCUCAGUCUGCCCCACUAUGGCUCCGCCUUCCCCUCCAUCUCCCGCCCCCAGUUUGACUACUCUGACCAUCAGCCCUCAGGACCCUAUUAUGGCCAUUCAGGCCAGGCCUCUGGCCUCUAUUCAGCCUUCUCCUACAUGGGGCCCUCACAGCGGCCCCUCUACACGGCCAUCUCUGACCCCAGCCCCUCAGGGCCCCAGUCCCACAGUCCCACACACUGGGAGCAGCCAGUAUAUACAACCCUGUCCAGGCCUUAAAGGGGGUCCUGUCACCACCACCACCACCAGAUCCCUCUGGGUAGCAUGCCCCUUCCCCCAGCCCUUGUGCCCUGUUCCUUGCCCAUCCUAGGCCUGGUGCUGGCUAUGGAGGAGGCUGCAGAGGCUGACAGCUGAGGGUCAGCUUUCUGUCUGGCUCACUGCCUUUGAUGACCCCACCCCAUCCCAUCCGGGCUCCAGCCCAGGCGAAGCCCCAGGCUGCUGGGCUGGGCAGAGGAGGAGGAGGUUGACUGAUGCCCCUAGCUGAACGAUGAGGGGCCGCACCUUCCCACCCCCAAGCCCCGGAACAACCCUCAUCCCAGGGCGUGGGAAGGCAUCUCGGGUCGGAUGGUAACCGGAGGCCUUGCCGCUCCGUGUGUCCACGUGUGCUCUUGUGGAGCGUGAGAGUCUGACAGAACCUGUGCCCCCUGGGCCACGCACCUGAGAGCAAGGCCAACCAGAGCCCUGCGCCCCUGUCAGGAGCGGGCUCCAUCUGCCCUCGGGGCUGAGGACAGCUUGGAACAGCCUCAGGGGCCAUGGGGGUGGGUGGAGGCUCAGAGGGAGGUCUCCUCCGUCCUCUCAGUGCCCUGCCCCCUCCUGAACACAGGAAGGAAUUGGCACAGAGGCCCCCAAACCCAAUUCUGUGCCAAUAACCUCAUUCUUUGUCAAGAAAGAGGGCCCCCGUCCUAUUCCACUACAACCUCCCGGACCUUGAGGCGCAUCCCAGGAGGUGAGGGGCCUGGGGCUUCACAGCCUUUCUUGCAGGCUCCCCUCCAGCUCCCUCUUUCCUCGCCAGGCUCUGUGGUCUCUGCUCUGUCAGCCCCAAGUCCUUGGGCUUCCCAGAGUUACAGAUGCUCAGACCCAAACCCUCAGCUCCAGGAGACGCAGGGCCCAGCACCAGGUUGCUGGCAGCAGGCUGAAGACACUAAACUCCUGACCUGUACAUUCUGCCCUGGCCUUUGCCCUUUGCCUCCCAGUGGUAUCUGAAUAAAGUAUGUAGCUCUGUC
Molecule: messenger RNA, 2694 nt
Organism: Manis javanica (Malayan pangolin)
Lineage: Eukaryota; Metazoa; Chordata; Mammalia; Pholidota; Manidae
Gene: SOX10
Product: SRY-box transcription factor 10
Biological process (GO): negative regulation of transcription by RNA polymerase II; neural crest cell migration; morphogenesis of an epithelium
Cellular component (GO): nucleus
Molecular function (GO): DNA-binding transcription factor activity, RNA polymerase II-specific; RNA polymerase II cis-regulatory region sequence-specific DNA binding
Source: RefSeq, a predicted model, not a curated record